Galendromus occidentalis (western predatory mite) is the source of this 1980-nucleotide messenger RNA. RefSeq lists its product as uncharacterized. The transcript has 6 exons. Bases 103 to 1980 code for a protein of 625 amino acids. The record is from RefSeq and is a predicted model, not a curated record. Lineage: Eukaryota; Metazoa; Arthropoda; Arachnida; Mesostigmata; Phytoseiidae.
GAGCGCGCUCGCUUUUACUCCUAACGCCACGUAAGUCGAAACGAUCAUUCGGCAGACGAACGUCAAUUGCGCUUAUCAUACAGCGAGCGGGUAUCCUUGUUUAUGAGCAUGGGCGCCAACGGAAGCAAGGAGUAUCGGGAUCGUGGAUCAUCUGGCCACGAAGACAUUCCCCGAUCGACAAUGAUCUCAGAGGGAAAGUAUGGGGCGCAGCCCAAGAACAAAACGGCAAUCCAUAACGCCUCACACACGAAUCCGGCGAGAGCUUCCAGCGCGUCAACGAAAUUCGCUGUCGGACCGGGGAACGGGUGGCAAAACAUUCCGCCAAAUCAGCCUUUGUACCCUUCCCUCGCUCAGGCAGCUCCUGGACGUAAUGUCUAUCAGGCUCCCCAGCAAAAGUCCCAACUGCAGCCCCAGCAGCUAGCGCCGAAGAAACCGAAGCCAAACAAGCAGGCAGUCGAGGCCGUCGUUCAAUCCUUGAAGGAAGUAGUGGAAUCAAACGAUGGCUUCAAGUUCAAUCUUGAGAAUAUCGAUACGCUGUACGCCAUCGUGAGAGGCGAGAGGAUACCUUACGCUGCGCUUGGCUUCGCGAACUUGAGUUCGUUCAUCGAGUCGAAGUGCGAUUUCCUCUCGAUUGUAAGAUCGGAUGGGCACACCCAGAUAGUCCUGAGGCCUCCGACUUAUCAAGAUGCUGUGCAUGCCCCAAUGGGACAAAGUCAAUCGACUGCGGUUCCGAGGAAGGAGACGAACGUGACUGAUCUGGUCCACGAUGAGUUAACUGCGAUCGAUCUCGAACGUCUGAAGAUGAUCAGUGACUCGAAAGCCAAGAAUGGACUUUCGAUUCAGCAGUUCGAGGAAGAGUACCUCCUCGCGUUCUUUCGCAGGAUCGACUUCAAGGGAUUUUCCCGCACGGCGUUUUUCCGGGGCUUGAGUGACAUCGUGGAGAUGCGCGAGGAGGAAGAUGGAAUCAAACUUUACGCCAAGACUCAGAAAAUACGCUCCGCGGCCUCACCUCAACAGCAUAAGACCAUGCAGACAGGAAAUGCAGGCGGGAAAUCGAGCCUUCAGACGAACCCGAAGAAGAAGAAUGCUCAACCCGCCGGAGGACAGAAGCCGUCGCUCGAGAGCAACAGCAAAACACCUCAAAAGCAACAGCGAGGGAGAGGCGUCAAGCCGAACCAGUUGCAACACCAGGUGUGUCAGCAAAAAGGACUGGCGGGGGGCCAGGAAUUCGCUCGCCAACGGCAAACGAACCCCGAACUGAAACUUUCUCAAUCGUUCGAGAAUGAAAUCAGGAGGACUCUGCAAGAUUGCAAGAGACCCGGAGGGCUCACGCCGGAUGAAUUCAAGAGGUUCUUCGAAGGGAACUCCAAGCUCAAGUUCGAUACUCUCGGCUUUAGUGAUGAGGCUUUCUUCAAGGGGCUGCCUCAUCUCUUCCAAGUCAUUGAUUCUGAUUUCGGGAUUCGUAUAAUGCCGGCUCCCCUCAGAACUGGCCUGGCACGGAGUAAUUUCAAUAAUUUCAAGUCCACGUCUGCAUUGAGCGGUACGCAAUCCCGACCCGAAAUCAACAAUAUUUCAGCCUCGACGGGAAAUUUGACGAUCUCUCCUUCGUCGUGUAUGAUGCAUAUGGUGGGAGAGCACUGUCUGUGGAUCAUCUCCAUCAAUAACUACGAGUACGUUCCUACGGGAUGUGUCGCAAGAUUGGCGAAUCUACCGAAAGACACCGUUCUGAGCGAUCUUCGGAAACAUAAUAUGGAUAUCCGUUACAUCAGGAAGCUCGACGAUGAGAGCAUCAAAAAAGUUCUUGUCAACAACAGCGUAGCGCAAGCCGACGAGGAAGUGAUGACCAUCCCGCUGAAAUCAGUCCCCCUGAUUCUAAGAGUUUUCCUCGGGAAAAACGUCGAUGAGGUUUUCAUGGAGAACCUCUCGAAGGUCUCCGUGGAACACAUUCGCAACAAGAGGGCUGGACGGUACAAUCGCUAG